CUUCCGCCCAUUUUCUACGCCUCUUAGCCUGACUAGAAAGGGUGGUCCAGCGGCGGAAGAGUCUGACGCUGUCCUGAAAGGGUGGGCUCGGUGUGGAAGAGAUGAAUCGGACAAAGGGUGAUGAGGAGGAAUAUUGGAACAGCUCCAAGUUCAAGGCUUUCACCUUUGAUGAUGAAGAUGAUGAGCUCUCACAGUUAAAGGAAUCCAAGAGAGCAGUGAAUAGUCUUCGCGACUUCGUGGAUGAUGAGGAUGACGAUGACCUGGAGAGAGUCAGCUGGAGUGGGGAACCUGUGGGAAGUAUCUCAUGGUCCAUCAAAGAGACUGCUGGUAAUAGUGGGUCAAGCCAGGAGGGGCGUGAACAGCUAAAGAGUCGGAACAGCUUCUCCACCUACGCACAACUACCCAAACCUACUUCUACCUACUCCCUGAGCAGCUUUUUUAGAGGGAGAACUAGACCUGGAAGUUUCCAGUCCCUUUCUGAUGCUCUGUCGGACGUACCUGCCAAAAGCUAUGCUCCAGAGCUGGGCAGACCCAAGGGGGAAUACAGGGAUUACAGCAAUGACUGGAGCCCCAGUGACACAGUGUGGCGCCUCCGGAAGGGCAAGGUCUGCUCUCUAGAACGAUUCCGUUCCUUACAGGACAAGCUACGACUCCUGGAGGAAGCAGUCAGCGUGCACGACGGAAACGUCAUUACGGCAGUUCUGAUCUUCCUGAAAAGGACACUGAGCAAAGAGACCCUCUUCCGAGAGCUGGAGGUGCGACAGGUUGCCCUGAGACAUCUCAUUCACUUCCUUAAAGAAAUAGGGGAUCAAAAGCUGCUUUUGGACCUCUUCAGGUUCCUAGAUAGAACAGAAGAGCUUGCGCUGUCUCAUUAUCGUGAGCACUUGAACAUUCAGGACCCUGAGAAACGAAAAGAAUUUCUUAAGACCUGCAUUGGUUUGCCAUUUUCAGCAGAAGAUUCUGCACAUAUUCAAGACCAUUACACCCUCCUGGAACGCCAGAUCAUUAUUGAGGCAAAUGAUCGACAUCUAGAAUCAGCAGGACAGACAGAGAUCUUUCGGAAGCACCCCCGCAAAGCUUCUAUCCUCAACAUGCCAUUAGUGACAACGCUUUUCUACUCGUGCUUCUACCACUACACGGAGGCUGAGGGGACGUUCAGCAGUCCAGUCAACCUGAAGAAGACAUUUAAGAUCCCAGACAAACAGUAUGUGCUGACGGCCCUGGCUGCCCGCGCCAAGCUUCGAGCCUGGCAUGAUGUUGAUGCCCUCUUUACCACAAAGAACUGGCUGGGCUACACUAAGAAGAGAGCACCCAUUGGCUUCCAUCGGGUUGUGGAAAUUUUGCACAAGAAUAGUGCCCCUGUCCAGAUACUACAAGAGUAUGUUAAUUUGGUGGAAGAUGUGGACACAAAGUUGAACUUAGCCACCAAGUUCAAGUGCCAUGAUGUCGUCAUUGAUACUUGCCGGGACCUGAAGGACCGUCAACAGUUGCUAGCAUACAGGAGUAAGGUGGAUAAAGGAUCUGCAGAGGAGGAGAAGAUUGAUGCCAUUCUGAAUAGCUCGCAAAUUCGAUGGAAGAAUUAAGUGGCAUUGGCUACCCUGAAACCUGCCUCAUUUCUUCCUUCCUGCCUGUGAAAGUAGAGCGUGCUAUUCAUUGGGAGAGUUACAGUACCACACAUUGCUUGGACCCAUCAUCAACAGGCAGUGCCUGCUACUCUGAGGACAGAAACCAGCGCCUGGGCAUAGACAGCUUCAGACUGAUCUUCUGUCCAAGGAUCAUCGUCCAAGGGCCAAGAUCUAAAGCUUUGACUCAUGAGGAAGAUUCUCUCCACCUGGUGCUCACAUGAAGGUGGGAAUAAUUUCUAGAUUGGGCCCAUAUUGGGCAAGAUCUCUCUUGGUCUGGGAAAAAUGACUGCUCUAGAAAAGAAGUCACCUAGACUAAGAGGUCAGGUGUCAUAGAGUGGCCACUCCAUUCCUCUCUGCUAAUUAUGACCCUGGACUUGGUGCUGGACAUUGGCAGUUCUGCUCUGAAUGAAGUCAGAAAAGAACCAAAAUGGCUCUCUCCCAAGGGACCUCAGGAAGGGGUGCCAGUAAUAGCCAGGAACUGUUGGAGGUGCCUUCACACCAGACUGCACAGAGUUCUCCACAUAAUGACAGAGAUUGCCCAGAUGUUGUGUUUCUUCACCCAGUGCCCUCUGAUGCCCCAGUCUAGCCUCUGUCCAAGACUUGUGGUUCUUCUCUCACCUGCACACCAAAAUGGCCUUGUGUGGGAGAUAAGGACAUCCCCGUUAUCUUUUCCUCUACUUCUCCCACCCUAAACCCAUAACCUUUUAUGGAGCUCAGAUUCAGCAGUGCUGUAGUGCUCUUCCCUUCUGCACAAAUCUCAUUAUUUCACUAGGAGCUUCCAGAAGGUUCACCAGGGCUAAACUCAGCAGCAUUUCAGACGGUUAGGAUAUUAGGUUGGAGGUUUGAGUUUCACACGUGGUUUUCAACAGGAUAUUCUGUAGUACUAGCCUCCUGCCCUGUACCAAUAUUAGCCUCUCUUCUCUGUGACUGAACUGGGUUUCCCCGACAUGCCUAGACUCUAUUAAUAAAGCUUUUUCCUCCUUGGUGCCUUC
Messenger RNA from Odobenus rosmarus divergens (Pacific walrus), 2617 nucleotides. RefSeq names its product VPS33B interacting protein, apical-basolateral polarity regulator, spe-39 homolog (gene VIPAS39). Gene Ontology annotation, cellular component: cytoplasm. NCBI's taxonomy places the organism in Eukaryota, Metazoa, Chordata, Mammalia, Carnivora, Odobenidae. The transcript has 20 exons. Gene Ontology annotation, biological process: intracellular protein transport; vacuolar transport. The record is from RefSeq and is a predicted model, not a curated record. Bases 102 to 1583 code for a protein of 493 amino acids.